This is a messenger RNA of Drosophila virilis, 976 nucleotides long. Its product is annotated as actin-binding Rho-activating protein. Gene Ontology annotation, biological process: positive regulation of transcription by RNA polymerase II; positive regulation of Rho protein signal transduction. Gene Ontology annotation, molecular function: actin binding. NCBI's taxonomy places the organism in Eukaryota, Metazoa, Arthropoda, Insecta, Diptera, Drosophilidae. The record is from RefSeq and is a predicted model, not a curated record. Gene Ontology annotation, cellular component: sarcomere.
UAGGGCGGAGAGAGAGGGGAAACUAAAACAUCAACAGUUUUUAUUUCAUUAAUAACGAAAAAAAAAAAGUUCACCAAAUUUUAAGGGCAUAAAAUGACGGCAAAGGAGAGCACAGGGGAGAACAGCGUUUCGUCGCGCAUCACGUUGUUCAACCAGCAAGUUGAGGAGCAUCAGCAGUGGCAGCGCAUCAAUCCAUUUGCCCAUUAUAGCGUGCGCGAUAUGCCCAAGCGUAGCAUUCACAGGGAAUUCUACGGCACCCCACCAGCAGGCAGUCUUUCCGAGAAGCGGGCGCUACAGGCACAGGUGCUAUCGCUCCAGGAGAUACUGCAGCUGUGCGAGCUGAUCAAUGAAAAUGGCGAAAAAACAGCAGCCGAUGGAACGCCAGAGGUUAGCCUCACAUUUGGCGUACUUUUUGAGAUAUACAAUCACAUCUCCGACAAGCUGCUGGGCACGCUGCUGUGCGCCCGCAAGCACAAGUAUAUUGACUUCCAGGGUGAGACGCUUUUCCAGGGGCGAGACGAUGCGCAGUUGGUGCGGCUUCGGCAUCCUUUCGAGGAGCUGAAGAGUACAAUUUUGGGCAAGAUUGAGAAUCUGCGUUGCAUUACUAUUGUGAAGCCCGUGGAGCACCCGGAACUGCGUGAUGCCCAGCUCUUGUAGGUCGCACGUGGCUGUCAGAGUCGCUGACCCGUGUCAACUGUGGCACGCAACACAGCGGCACGUGCGCUCUCCCUAAGCCUUUAACAGUUAAUUCAAUUAACAUUAAGGCUGCCUAAAGCGCACUCAGCCAAGGGAUCCCAAGGCAAGUGCCCCCCCUACCAAGACAACCAGAUUGUUUCAAUACACACCGCCAUGCGGCGCCCUGUUGUGCUCUGCAAAAACACCUGCCUCUCAAAUUGCCACCUGGAAUACAGCCAAUGUAUCUGUAUCACAUUUCGGCCGACAUUCAUAUGCAAAUAAAUAACUUUCAAAAGCCUUA